UGGAGCUAUGGCGGCGCUGGGCAGACUGGGAAGAUGUUGCAGGUCGUUGCUGCACGAUUCACCCAAAGGACUCCUCUGUGACCUCAGGAGGUUAGGCAGGAUGGAUCGCACUAUAGGACCAAAAAGGAAUCUAUUAUCAGAGGAUGUUGUAAAACUACAAGAUUUUCAGCAGAGGAAGCUUUCUGUGGCUCAUCUCAUCACGGGGCCAGAAGGAAGCUAUGUUGAGGUUUUCCAUCAUAAACUUCAGAGGAAUGAGCUGAUACUUAAAGAUGAACUGAGGCUGCUGCUUCACUUGUGCCAAUCUGUGGGUGACAUGGUCACAGCCAAAGAUGCUAUUUAUAGGUAUCACGCAGAAAACAAAAACUUUGCUUUUGGAGAGUUUAAAUUUGGUCCCCUCUUCAUGAGACUCUGUUACGAGAUGGAUUUGGAGGAGAUGGCUGCUGCUACUAUUACAGAUAAGAACCUGACAGGGUUCUUCAACGACGCUACCUCCUUCAACAUCGCCGUCGACAUGUUGUUCACCAAAGGCUGUUAUAAGGAUGCCAUGGAGAUACUGAGAGAGAUGAAGAGCCAGGGGGUGGCAUUCAAUAAGGACACAUAUAUGCUUGCUUUUGCUAUCUGCUAUAAACUGAAUACUCCAGAUUCUUUUAAGACUUGCACUACUCUGAUAGAAGAGGGCCAGGCCAAGGAUCGCUCCAUCUCCCGGCAUGCAUACUGCUUUGCUGUGGCACUAGCCCUUCGACAGAAUGACCCUCAGAAGGCACAAUCUUUAUUUUCACAAAUCACGAAUGCGGAGAGCAGACUGUGUCAAAACUUGAAGGUCUUUAUGCUGGCGAUGUCCGGAGCCGUGACAGGAGCCUACUCUGUGCUUUCUGCGGCCAUUGCACCAAAAACGCCUUUUGUGAAGAAGCUGGAGUUCGCCAAGGAAGUGAUUGAGCUUCUACGCUUGCGGAGUGAAGAUGGACCCCACCAGCUGAGGGUGGAGCAGAUGGUGUCAGCCCUCCAGAAGAACGGUCAGGUGACACAGCGCAGUCUGGAUGACAUGCUGUGUCACACACCACCAGGGAGGAGAAAGUCUCUCCCCGUGGUGGAGGACAGGAGAGUGAGCCGGCGGACUCUUAGGCCCUUACAGUCCACUCUGCUGUUGGAGUGAUGGCAGUGUUUUUUCUUAUAUAUAUUAUGUAUUCUUUAUCGAUUUGUUUGAACAAUUGGCCAAUUUUACUUUGGCUGUUUGAACCCUACCCAUCUAGUCCCAUACCUCUCCAAAAGAGGUUGACCUACAUCUCUCCUUAUUUGUUAGAUGAUUUUGUCAUUAAUAUUGGCAGGGACAAUUAUUGAAAAACAUUUACAGAAAUGUUAAUAAAAAGAUAUGAGAUCGUUAUUAACAAAA
Molecule: messenger RNA, 1390 nt
Organism: Gadus morhua (Atlantic cod)
Lineage: Eukaryota; Metazoa; Chordata; Actinopteri; Gadiformes; Gadidae
Gene: ptcd2
Product: pentatricopeptide repeat domain 2
Exons: 10
Coding region: 8-1153 (381 amino acids)
Biological process (GO): mitochondrion organization; regulation of mRNA processing; multicellular organism development
Cellular component (GO): mitochondrion
Molecular function (GO): RNA binding; protein binding
Source: RefSeq, a predicted model, not a curated record